GCUGCGACGCCGGCGCCGUGCCGCCAGAGAGGAGGACCAUCAGCCUGAAGUCGGACCAGCCCCUGGUUGUGGGCCGGCAGGAGCAGCAGGGCUUCUUCGAGGGCCUGUUAGGCGACGGAGCCGGGCAGCGCUACCUGUGCUGUGUGUCCCGCGCCCACUUGGAGCUGCGGCCGAUGGUGGACAGGUGUUCCACGGGCUUCGAGGUGAUGAACCUCAGCCCGAACCCCGUGCGGCUGAGGGGCAGCCCCCAGGGCGCCCUGGGCAAGGGCGAGCGGGCCAUCCUCCGGGCCCGAGACGCGCUGGAGUUCCUCGGCGCUGGCCCGGAGGGCAAGCCCAUCGCCUACCUGCGCCUGGAGCUCGAGGAGCGCGCCGGCGCGCCCGGGGCGCCGGCAGGGCCGCCGCAGGUGAAGCAGCAGCAGCAGCAGGCCGCGGCGGCGGCGGAGAGGGCGGCCAUCGACCCUUACGCGCGGCACGCGCGGGGGGACCUGCGGGCCCUGUUCCAGAGCCUGGCCGACGAGGACGGGCUCCUGCGAUCCGGCGGGCUCUCGCGGGCGCUGGAGCUCCAGCGCCGGGCGGACCACGGGGAGACUCCGCUGGGGGCGCCCUGGGCUCCCGAGGCCAAGGAGAUGGCCAAGAUGCAGAACCAGCUCAAGCAGCUCACGGCAGAGAACAAAAAGCUUAAGAAGUAUAACGGCAAGCCCUCGGACAUGGAGAUCGAUGAAGGUGAAGAUGGAGACAAAGUGGCGGCGUCUUCAUCGGUCGCGCAGCGUACGGAGCUGCAGGCGAAAAUCUCCAAGUACGAGCAGACCAUCAAGAUGCACAAGGACGAUGGCGAGGACGAGCUGGUGCGUGACCUUCAGAAGAAGCUGGAGGCGACCAAGCUGCAGGUCCAGUCGCUGCGCACGCCUGCCAUGGCCCACAAGCAGUGCACGCAGAAGCUUCAACGGGUUCAGAAGCAGAUCAGCACGGCGAAGAAUGACCUGCAGUCCUUGCAGCAAAAGCUGGAGAAGGCUCAGAAUGAGCUGGACGAGAAGAAGGACUUCCUGGAGAGCAAGAUCGGCGAGGAGCAGAUUCUCACGAUGCAGCUCGCUGGGCACGCGGCCAAGCUCAGUGGCACGGCAGAGGCUGGCCUGGAGGUGCUCCCCGACAUCCUGCGGCUCGACCCCGAGCUUCACCAGCUCAAGUCGGACCCCGGCCUGCUGCAGUUCUAUACCUCGUUCUCGGCCAACCCCUUGUUCGCCAAGAUGGAGGAGCUGUACAGGCAGACCAUGGCGGCCAAACUUGCCCAGGGCAAGAGCGAGGGCGACGUGUCCGUCAGCCCCGAGCAGCUUGCCGAUAUGGUCGCAAACAUCCAGAACACGAAGCAUCGCAAGCUCGACAGCGGGGGGGCGGCCAAGACGGCCGUGACAGGGCUGAGCGAUCGGCGUUGCGACUCGGUGGCGGCCUCGGUGCCGAGUGAGGUGAUGGAAUCCCACUUCGUCGAGACGCACAACGCGAACCAAGGGAAGCAGACGCUUAAGAAGAGGCCAAGCUGCACCAAGUCCCUCAUCGUGCUCGCGCAGGGGAUAGGGUGCCACGACUGGGGGUGCGAGGCCCUCAGCUCCUGGUGUGCCAGCAACAAGUGGAACGUCAUGGUUGUUCCAGGCUCCCCUACUGCAGGCGAGCUCCCCGCGGCCGGUCUGGCCAUCUUUGCGCGUGAAGGCAUCGGGCUACGUGGGCCGACUUACCCUGCGACGAGCCUUGCAGCACGGAGGUCUUGUGUCAACGAGCAGAUAUCCUUCGGCAGCGAGUUGGUACCGUUUCGGGCCCAACAUGCAGUGGUUGAAGUUCCUGGGUGGCCACCGCUCAACAUCUUCAACAUCUACCUGCGCGCGGGCGAGGGAAUGUCCCUGAAGAACGCCAAGAUCCUCAUGAAUGCGGGGCUGGCGAUGGCAGGGCAGCCGAACCCUUCCAUCAUAGGUGGUGACUGGAACAUGACGGCGGCGGAGGUCGAGGCAUCUUCGUUCACGGCUCACGCCCAGGUUUCCCCGCUGGUGCCCAAGUCCACCACAUGCAGGACGGCGACGGCCAACUCGGUGAUCAAUCAUUUCGCUCUCACCUCGGGGGCCAUGCGGCUCGCGAAGGCCAUGCAAGCGGACAUGACAUGGGCAAUCAAACCACAUCGGCCAGUGGUCGUGGAGCUUGCUACGAUGGGCAAGCAGCUGACGUACCUCACCUACGUGGGCGGGGGCAAGAUCGCGGCGUCCAAGCAGGUGGAGCCCAUGCUGCAGGACGAGCACGACUGGGAGCUCGAGAGAAGCUACGCUGAGGGUGCUGCGGAGAUGGCCUUGUCUGGCUCGGUGGGCUCUGCUUGGCGUCUGCUGUCUACCGCGUGGGCUCGGUUUGCUGCGCAGGCGGCUAUCAGGCUUGGGCAUCUCGCGGGCACCCCAAUCCAGGCGUACUCGUACGGCGGUUACUUACGACCAAAGUGGGCCUCUUACAUGUAUGAAGGGUCGGACCCAGACGGCAUCCAGGCUGUAGCUGACGGCUGGAAGUGGUAG
Molecule: messenger RNA, 2540 nt
Organism: Prorocentrum cordatum
Lineage: Eukaryota; Dinophyceae; Prorocentrales; Prorocentraceae
Source: the annotation of a GenBank genome assembly